CGGGAAGAACACACACACGUCACUGCGCGUCACUCACUAUGUCUGUACUACCGGUGUGUUUGUACAUGAACCACACAUGAGCCAUCCAGCCGACCUGCAGUGAAUAUGCAUCGUCUUAAACACUUAUUAAAUGUGCCUCGUGGGACUAUAUCGCGGUCCGGGUCGAAGCGGGUCAGCACGGUGGGGGCGUCCGUGAAGACGACGGGAAAUGCGGCCCGGGCGCGAGAGAAGACCCUGACCAUGGCGACCUUAAACCCGCAGGUGAAGGCGGUGGAGUACGCCGUGAGAGGACCCAUCGUCACCAGGGCGGGGGACAUCGAGAGGGGGCUGCAGCAGGGAGUGAAGCAGCCUUUCACUGAAGUCAUCAAAGCCAACAUCGGUGAUGCCCACGCUACGGGCCAGCAGCCAAUUACUUUUCUUCGUCAGGUGGUGGCUCUGUGUUGUUUCCCAGAACUGCUGGAGAGUCCAGCUUUCCCUGAUGAUGCCAAGCAACGAGCCCAGCGCAUUCUCCAUGACUGUGGGGGACAGAGCCUAGGCUCGUACAGUGCCAGCCAGGGGGUGGAGUGUAUCCGUCGGGAUAUCGCUGACUACAUAACCCGUAGAGACCAGGGUGUACCUUCUGAUUGGAACAGCAUCUACCUCACCACAGGGGCCAGUGAUGGCAUCAUGAGCAUCUUGAAGCUGAUGGUAUCGGGUCAGGGCGCCUCCAGGACCGGCGUGAUGAUUCCCAUCCCUCAGUACCCGCUCUACUCAGCUGCCAUAUCAGAGCUGGAGGCGGUGCACGUCCACUACUACCUGGAUGAGGACAAUUGCUGGGCGUUGGAUAUCGAGGAACUGCAGCGAGCUUACCUGGCGGCAAAACAGCAGUGCCAGCCCAGAGUCCUCUGCAUCAUAAACCCCGGAAACCCCACUGGUCAGGUGCAGAGUAAGAAGUGUAUUGAAGAGGUGCUCAACUUCGCCUAUGAGGAGAAUCUGUUUGUCAUGGCUGACGAGGUUUACCAGGACAACGUGUACUCGCCAGACUGUCAGUUCCACUCCUUUAAGAAGGUCCUCUAUGAGAUGGGCCCAGAGUACUUUAACAAUGUCGAGCUGGCCUCCUUCCACUCAACUUCCAAGGGCUACACUGGAGAAUGUGGUUUCCGUGGAGGCUACAUGGAGGUGUUGAACAUGGAUCCACAGGUGGAGGCCCAGCUGGUCAAACUACUCUCUGUUCGCCUUUGCCCUCCUGUCCCUGGACAGGCAGCAAUGGACGUCAUUGUUAAUCCCCCCAAAGUGCAUGAGCCCUCGUAUGCUCAGUUUAUUAAGGAGAAGAGCUCGGUCCUAGAUGUCCUGGCUCACAAGGCCGGGUUUACGGAGCGAAGCCUAAACUCAGUGCCUGGGAUUAAAUGCAACCCAGUCCAAGGAGCCAUGUAUGCCUUUCCUCAGAUCUUCAUCCCACCACAAGCAAUUCAGGCAGCCCAGUCCCUGUCUAUGGCUCCUGACAUGCUGUACUGUCUCGAACUGCUGGAGGAAACCGGUAUCUGUGUGGUUCCAGGAAGUGGAUUUGGCCAGAAGGAGGGAACCUUUCACUUCAGAAUGACCAUCCUGCCGAGCCCAGAGAAGCUAGAAGUCCUCUUAGGGCAACUGAAGGUAUUCCACCUCAGAUUCCUUGAAAAGUAUUCACAACAGGAACCUCCGAUCCCCAGAACCACCCAAGACCAGCACAGAGAAUCGUCAGGGCAACCAGACUGAUGCUUCAAUUUAAAGCUUGUUGAAAUGUUAAUAUUGCUAACGAUUCUUUUAAAUUUAGUUUACUUGUUUUUCAAAUUUUUUGAACCGGUCUAGACAUGUGGUCCUCUCCUCAAAGCCCUAAUUGAAGGACACACGGAAUAGUGACUUAGGAAGCUCAUGCUCAUUCUUCUCUAAGUAUCCGUCCGUCAGGCUUUCAUUGAUCUGUGGCUCUUACAGUGAACUUCCACUAUCAAUUUUGCAUUCAAACAUUUCAGUUGUAUGCCUCUACAAAUGCCUUUUAGUGCAGUUACAAUGUUUUCCGAUGUGAUGUUUUGGUUGAUUUGAUAUUGCCUUAUAUAACAAUAAAAGGGUUGGUUCACUCGCAUUACUAUAUAAAUGAUUUAUUGUGACACUGGUAGAUAGUUGUUUUCUAACUGCUUUUCUGUCUCUGAGAUUUCUGCAC
This is a messenger RNA of Anoplopoma fimbria (sablefish), 2173 nucleotides long. It is a transcript of the gene gpt2, whose product is annotated as glutamic pyruvate transaminase (alanine aminotransferase) 2. The record is from RefSeq and is a predicted model, not a curated record. Gene Ontology annotation, molecular function: pyridoxal phosphate binding; L-alanine:2-oxoglutarate transaminase activity. Bases 106 to 1731 code for a protein of 541 amino acids. The transcript has 11 exons. Gene Ontology annotation, biological process: biosynthetic process. Lineage: Eukaryota; Metazoa; Chordata; Actinopteri; Perciformes; Anoplopomatidae.